AUAGUUGGAGGCACGGCCUGUGAAUUGCGUCGAAGAGCAUGAUUGGCUACAUUUAAUUAUUUUUUUAUUAUUAUCUUCAAACUUUCUACCUGAGAGGUGUUAAUGUUGACAAAAACAAAUAUUUUCCUUUGUGCUCUUUAAAUUCACGUAUAUCAAGGCAGUGAUUAAGCCUGUUGUCGUUGUAAGAAUUAAUCGUGUCGUACUCACUGGGGAUUCCGAAAGUUAUUCGCUUCUGUAAACGGUCGUUAGCAUAAAUAAUUUUGGGCAUUUUGAACAAGUUAUCCUUGCAGGCAGAUCUACCUGUUUAGAAGGAUAAGUUCAUAGCUUUUGAGAAUUAGAAUUUGCUGAACCCAAACUUACCAUUCUUCGAAUUUUAUCAGUCUGCGUAAACGGUACCUGCAGGCGAACGAAAAAGCAAGGAAAUGUCAAUUGACCAUACACCUUCCGCGUUAUAUGUGACACUUUGAAACGCCGAUAAUUACGACAACGCUGUGUUUCUUUCUUUUUUUUUACUUGGUGCCAUUGGUGAGAUUACCAUUUCAAUGAGUGCUGGUCUUCUCUUUAACAGCUGCUGCUGUCAGAAAAGGAGCCUACGGUGGCUCGUUGAAGAGGCUUCUGAAAACACCCCUUCCGGAAGGGAAGUCUGAAAGGAAGGACCGAGCUUCAGCGAGAAGAUGAUUUGGUUUAUUUAUUUCGGACGCCGACAGAGCUCGCGCUUCGGGCAGCGCCGGAGGUGGAGCUGGACGUCGGGCGUCGACGGGAAGUCCCCGCAAGGGGACGCAUCGCCUCGCUACUACCGAAACCACCGAGCUGUGUUUUAGCCACGAAGACACCGCCUCAGCAUGCGGCCCGUUAGACGCAGCCGGGCAAGUCUGGGAGACACGUUCUGGCGUUUUGAGUGCCACGAAGGACACAGCGUGUCGGCAGGCAGGCCGCCCGGAAACUCAUAGACGUUGCUGGGCAGCUACACAUCGAGACGUAAAGGAACUACUGCCUCUUACUAAUCAAAGUGAGAGAGAGAGAAAAACCACGAUAAUUAGUCAAAUCAUCGACCCUGUUUAGCAUUGUAUCGUGUGUGCAUGUGACACGCCAAAACAAUCUUCCUUUCAUCAUCGUCGUCAUUGCCUAUUGACCAGUCGUGAUCUCGUCUGCCAAGAGUCACCGCCAGAGCUCAAGCGUUCGACUCGAGAGCACCUCUUCCGAUUCGUGCCUGCGUUUGUCGGCCCGUCGAGUUCAAACUUUUUUUUUGUCGUGCGCAUUGCUCAAGAAAACGGCGCAGGCCACGAAGUGGAGACAAAAAGUGCCAGUCGGUACAGAGCUUCCUCGAAGGUCCAGACUGCUGGGAAGGGACCCUCUCAGCUUUCUACAAGUGGAGAGUCAGCGGUUCCAUCGGUACAAGCCAAGUGUUCUGUUUAUUGCAUUCGCUAAACAGGCGACGGUUUUCGUCAAGCUUACAGAAACAGCAGCGUAACAAGGUCCCAAAGAAAGCCGAUCAGAAGUCGAUCUGUUGUGGUAGCGGCUGUUUCUGGGGCGUAGAACGACAAAUGACUUUUCUUCUUUGGCGAUCGCCGACUAAUGGACUGGAACGAGGCUAGCCGGCCUAACUGAAGAAAGACACAAAACCUGCACGAACAACCAUCGCGCUUUGGCAGUCCCUCGCGGGGUGGAGACGGCGCCGAGAAAAUACGCCUCAGUGCUCCUCUUCCGACAUCGCGCAACAAUGCCGCCAGCCUCAUUGCAGAAGCCGAUCUAAACAGCUUCCAUUCAAGCCAGCCGAAGCUCUCCAAAAUUGUCGACGACAACUAGACGAGCCUUCUUUGUUGGCACCGGCUCUUCCCAAAUGCGCCCCUUUUCGUUCUCGUGAUUCGCUCGCGGGCUUUCCUUUUUUUUUUACCCAUUCAAAGCAAAACACGGUAAAGUUCGAGCCGAACUGUGUUUUCGCUUAGUUUAUUGUUCUCAAAGGCGAGUUUCUUCUCACGCGACGCCCGCGAGUGGUGUUUCUCGUUACUGUACCCGCCGGGUUUGUGCUUCCCGCGCGACAGUGUGUGGCGUUAGAACUCGCCCGAGGGUGUGCCGGCCGCGAGACGUCGGGUCCGCACCCGAGCCAAGGCCGUCACGCUGUGGACUCUAUACACGCUCCACCUGGUCUCGCAACCAGCUCGAGCAGCCGCAGCUGCCGCGGUCGGAGCGCCGGCGAGCCGAAACCCCGCGGGCGGCAACAACGCCGGCGGCGGCAGCGCACCGCCGACGCGACAGUCGAUCCCGCUGCGCGAACUGACUCCGUUCGACGUGCCGUUCGUGCCCGUCCCCACACCGCCGCCGCGUCGUGCCAAUAACCAGCUGCCAAAUCGCGGCUGCCUAACGCUGAGCCAGCGGCCGUACUCCACGCUAAACCGCCACGCCACGUUCGCUGAACCCGUGGCAGAAAUGGCGGGGACGAGCAGCAGCGGAGGCGGUAGCGGCAGCAGCAGCAGCGUCCAACCCCCGCGAACGCUGCCCCCGACGCCCCGCUUCAAGAGCUUCAGCUCAUCUUGCCUGCACAGCCCGACGACCGAGCUGCACACGUACUCGGACGUGUCGCCCACGGACUUGGCGACGACGCCCACGUGGCAGGAGCGGCCGGCGUCCCGCUUCGUGUUCUCCAUCUCGCCGCCCAGGGCCUCCUCCUGCCUGGGCAACCAGAGCCCCCAAGAGUACCGGCCCCUCUGUGCGGCGUCCGGUGACGGUGAACGCGCCAGGGGCGGCAGGGGGGUGCGUAGCGGAGGGCUCGGCACAGCGACCAAGGAGGACGAAGACGAGGACGUGAGUCGCAAGGCGCGCUGGAUCAUCAUCACUACCGCCGUGUCGCUCUUUGUGAUGAGUGUGCUGCUGGUGGGCAUCAUGCUCCGGCUGGCUCCUGUCAUCGACGACCUUGUGAGGAAAGAGAACGAAAACCUGUUCCGGCUACCGACGUCCACGGCCGCCACCACCACGACAGGAAGCACCGUGACGGCGACGGCUACCACAACGUUCGCGUCGGACAACGCGACGCUGACCGCGCCGCCGGUGGCCGUCGGCUGACCCCGCCGCCUGGCCCUGACGUAUGGUUGGUCCGAGUGCCACCACCGCCAUCACCACCACCACAAUCGCCACAGGAGAUGUUCGUUACUGCUUCGGGACGACGUCGGGAAGAUUCGGAAGGACCGCUACACAAUGAUUCGUGGUUUAGCUGAGGUUCGUUGCCUCAGACGAGGAAGGUGCGGAAUGCAUGCAUAGCUUGACCAAACGUGGCUUCGCCUGUCCAGCGGCGGAGAACCGGAACAUCUGUAGCAUACUCGCUACCUGUUAGAAAUCACCCCCAUCUUUCGCUAUCGCAGGGAUUCACACGAUAUCACUGCAUACUCUUCUUUUUACUUUUCUUAUUGUGUUUAUUUGUAAUCUUAAGCUUUUCUCUUACACAUCUGUAUAGUUCGCCUUGCUACUCUCUUAUCUUUUUCCUGUUCAUUCAAGAUCGCGUUGAUACUUCUCUCAUUUGUACACGCUCUGCUUUUUAUGUAGACAAGUUGUCGUUUCCUCAAGUCGCGUUCAGUCAAUAGCUCAGUCACUUAUACUCAUUCGUGGCUUUGAACUGUUGUCCCCCGGAAACCUUCAACGUGGUUCACCUUCUUAAGGAGAUUCCUCUUCAGUCAAAGCAGGGGCAAUGAUGCAACGGUAACUACGCUGUCUUGCUUAACUGCGGCUGUGGGAAAAAGGAAAGAAAAACUCUUUUCACAACAGACUCUCAAGGAGUCGCACUUGUGACAGCGUUACUGAGGAAAAAAGAAAGGUGUUUUCACUUCGGAGAAAAAUAUAAUUUAUUAUUUCUUUUCUCUAACUUCCUUAUUCUAAUUCUAACCCCGCACGCCGUUUAUUCUACGAUGCCAUAAAUGCGUCUUUUCGAACUUCGACAGAUAGCUUCAUUUGAGGGUAUGGAAAAUGCUCUGCGAAGUGAGAAAUUUUUCGUCCUCAUCUACUCUUGCCCGUUCUUCGGCGCUGGCCACGCGAAAUCACGGAGCACAAGCGAAACGCGUUGCUCAAAGUGGCGUCCGCGUGUACCUCGAGAGAGAACAGUUGUGGCCUCGAGCUCUCGUCUGAUUGAUCGCACGGAGCUCGUCGCGCGUAUGACACCCUUGGAAGCGCCGACUUCGACAACUCGAGCGUCGCCAGGCAAGCAGCGGCGUGGUGUCUCGGCUUCAACGCCAACCCGUACACUGCACAGUCUCCAUUAACUGGAGUCGCCAGUGACGCCAGCGUAUAUGUCUCACUUCUCUGGGUCAAUGCGACAGUGAGAAAGACGGACGCCCCUGCGGCAUUCUCGGUCACCGGUGAUGAUGUCACUGCAGAGUUGUUGUUCUUUUCUUUUCCGUCUGUCUGUCUUUCUUCAUGUUUCUCUCGUGGUGAGUCAUUUCGUGUAGCAUUGCUCAGUCCACGUGACAGCGACUCGAAAGUAAGCCUUUCGCGUGUCUGUCUGACCAUCUAGCGUUGUUUUCGUUGUGUCGUCGGUGUGUGCGUUCCACGUGCAGGUGAAAAGAAAAGAGAGAGGAAGCAGGAGGGACCAUGAAUGAAUCGUUGAAAACAAGCGUGACGCAGUUGCGAUUAUUAACACUUGGAGAGUGCUCGGUACUUUGUUAGGAGUCCGGAUGGCACUGCUUUUGUUACGAAAGAGUAGUUAUGACUUUCUGGAUGUGGUGAAAGUAAGUAACAAGAAUAAGCUGAAUGCUGAACUCUUUGCAUACGUAAGAUCGCAUUAUACUCUCUCACUUCGAAUAUAGAAUUCGAGUUUUCUGGGAGAUAAAGAGCUCAGUACUUAGCUUAGCAGUAGUUACGGAGCUCAGUAGCCGCCAGUCUCAACCGUUUCCAUGGCUACGAGACGCAUUAUUGUUUAAUUUAACCUGUCUUAGCUCCCGUUUUCUAGAUAACCUACAACAGUUUUCAGACGUUAGGGUAUCGCAAAACGCAUCAACGAUUUCCAAGAUGUUAUGAGUCAACAAACCGUACCGUACCGGUAUUCAAACACCUUAAACGGCGUUCACGGGUUCACACAGACACACGUAGCGCCUUUAGUAUCGGUACCAUUGGCUAAAUUCUCUAACCAGGAACUGUGUACGUCUUGAUGUAGCGGGCUGUUUUAGCGUCGAUCUCCAUAUCGACGGGAGAGCAGCAAAAUUCCCGAAUUGGUGCUUCAAGAAGAAAAUAUACGCACGAGAUACGCUGUAUGGCCUAGCGUACUAAGUUGAGUUACCAGGCCUAAAAGCACGCAGCCACCUCUUGUGUGACGGCCUGGCGAAACAGGGAUCGCCCUUCAGCAGCUCUCUAAUUCGUAUUCAUAUUCACAGAGUACUGGACACUGAUUUUUUUUAUAUACUGCUUUCCUAUACAUAGGUGCGGAGGCUGCAAUGCUUUAGAAAUUUAGGCGACUGUGACGCAUUGCUCAAACGAGUUGAAAACGCAGAAUCUUCUUUCAUGGUCCCUGGGAAGUGGCGAAUCUUUCGCGCCUGUUCAAGUGUACUGAUAAGACGAGUGAUAUCACUGCUUGUAUUACAGAGUGAGCAGUGUGACAGUGUUUAGUGAUAUCAUAUGUAGAUGUUACGAAAAUUUGUCAACUCUUCAUCGUCUUGCAGUGGGUGAUAGGUUGUUUUGUAGAGAUUGUAUACAUUGUUUGGUAGAGAUAUACUUAUGGCUUGCAUCAAAAUGCGACCUAUAGGUGAAGCCGGAAUACGAGCAGUACUGACUUGAACGUUUUCUGCUAAAGCGCACGCAAAAACGAUCGUAGUUGCGUGACGACGAAACAGAAAACGAGUAUUAAACCAAGCUCACAGUUAGGAAAAUAAAAAUAAAAGCUAAAGUAGGCACGUAUAGUUACGCUUGUCGUGCUUUGUGGUGCAGCAACCGCGUUGAAAUGAGGAUUACUUUUGUUGAGAGGUGAAAACCGCCAAGAAAAGCGUAGAAAGAAAAAAAAAGCUAUUCUUUUAAUUUCUUUGCAGUGACAUAUGUCAGCACAAAGUCUUUCCGCGUACUUCACGAGAAUUCAGUUAGGCAAGCACGCGAGUUUGUUCGCGCAAUGUUUACCCUAGUGCAAUUGCAAACACGGGCCAACAGUUUUUUUCAAACACGCAAUUUGGAAUCUGGGGCAAUAGGCUUUUUAUCGUGCUGUCAUCUUCAGAUCACUAAUUAUCAAUGUUCGCUCAUACGCUAUCAGUGAUGUUCUUUUCAAUUACCUGCGACUGAAAUAGCAGUGUUUUCUUUCCUUGUUUUGAACAGCCGCGCUUUUCCAGAGUCACUAUAACAGAAAAAAAAGAGGUAGUCGCAAUUCGUCAUAUUCUUCGUUCACCGCAAGGGACGUUUCCUGCACAACUGGCCGCAAUCUUCCUCAUAUUGACAUCACAACACCGCGCUAUAACUUUAUGCGCUCGCGGAGCGCUCGACGGAAAGUGGUGGCGAGCAUGGAACUGAGAGCGGAGCCCGUGCAGGCCUCCGCGCAAGACUACACAAAGGAGACUAUCCCCCGUUUUAUACGAACGUUCGAAUCUACUCCACGCAUCAGCCCGUCGACCCAGCGCCCCGCUUUAUACGACAUCCAAAUUCAGCAGCCAUGGCCGAUCAGGAAGCUUUCUCUCUGCAUUCGAGGUGUACACAGUUAGCUGCAUGUAUCUCGGCGACGCGCCGAUGAUUGUAGUGCGAAACUCUCUGCCGCGCACCCUCGCAGGAAAUGCCGAAUUCAUCUUAUACUCUGCAUUUCUCAGCCCAUUUGUCACGCGCCACAGAGUGAAAGCUAGUUCGAACUGGCCGCGGCAUUAGAUUACAAUGAGUAAUUGCGAGCAGCAAGCGACGACGCGAGUUCAUUUCGCCAGUGCUGCUCAGUUAGUUUCAUCGCCGACCAGGUCACCGCGUCCACCGCUGGCACUUGUGAAACGAGUCGGCGUUGCUUGUAGCUCUUGUCGUACGCGAAACGCCAAUAAAGCCCGGCGACAAAUGAAAUGGCGAUUCUCGUACGUCGCGCGUAUAGCGCCAUAAGCUGCCAGACACAUACAUCGCUGAAAGUAAACCACGAUCUCAGUGCGUACAAUAACGGAGCGACAGGAAGGAGAUAUCCUUGAAUACGGCGCGGAUCAGUCAUAGUUUAGACAAUCGUGGUGGGGCACUUUGUAAAGGUGUUACAUCACAUUUAUACACUGAGGGGACAGUCGCCACUCUCCUAUAUACAUACAAAGACAAUGGCCAGCGCGUGAUACAGACAUUAAUCACGCGCGUUGCCUCCCUGAUUUUCUUUAUCUUUUUUUUUUCUUGUUUAGAAGUACGUCUAGCGAACAUCCUUGGUGUAGCCAUUUAUAGGACGUCUCGUGUUCAGGUCAGACUAUCUGUGUGUACGCGCGAACUCGUCGCCGCUGUACGACAACAUUGCUCCAAUGCGAACGCGCCGUUAUAGUGUAGACCUUGGUGCGAGGGGAGGCUGCUGCGUAAGAACACACAGCAUUACGUGGUUAACUUUAUCGCCUCUUGUAGUGUCUGGUCGACUUAUCUUGCCUUCAGCAUGGGCUGUUGCAUGGCAAUUGGUAUGUUCCCAGCAUGUGCAGUUCUUAAACAGUGAAGGACCACGACGGUAUACCACUGAUACAGUAAACAUCGCGAAACAUGACUCGCUUAUAAAGUGGCAACUGAACGCGAAGCUGCGGGUAAAUGUACAGGAGAUGCAGAAUUCAGUCCGUUAAAUAAAUAAGAAAACUGCUCAAACGAGCAGUAAAUUUUCAAUGCCACAAAAUGCUACGAGGUUGGCCAGCACCGCCAUUCCAGAAACAUCGCGAAAGCCUUGCUUCGUAUUGCGCAGAUGGUGUCAACUUGCCUAAGCUACACCACGUCGAUUGAGAUGACGUGCACACGCUCGGUGUUCCGGUGUUUAGUUGCACAAAUAUAGCCAAUUAUGUCUUAUUCGCGUACACGCUAUCGGCUGGCUGCUGAAAGAUAGCGAGAGCGUUAACGCUUGGCUGCGCAGUGCUCGCUUCUAAUUUGGCAGUACAGCUUGUCACCGAUGUAGCAGCGCCGGCGGCAAAAACAUUCGUAACUUAUACGCCUCACGGGCGUGACAGUAAUGAGGUUACGAACGCUCUUCCGUCCUCGCUUCAUUAGGCGUGCAUUGUUGACUUCUUCGGAGAUGCAUACCUCCUCAAACUAUAUACAAUGUUUACGAUGGCAUUAUCCGAGUGCUGCAUAGCAUGAUGUCUCCAGUGUGCUACAGGACAAGUUCUAUUGACUGGCGUAGCCGUUGUACAAAAGGAAGGUGCGAGUUGAACGCAGCAUGUUUUCACACCCCUUUCACAAUGUCACGUUUUCACUGAUUUUUAUCUUCACAGGCGCAACGAGAAGUGACAAAGGGUAUAUGAUGUAUAAACUGCGCUGGUUUCCGGCUGAACGUCGUCGCUUUGAUUGUGUUCCCUUGUCAGGUUGCACGGUAUGUCACGCUGUCUUGUGGAGGAGAAGAAACUUUGCGGUUCAACAGUACGCGUGGUGUGUUUUCACAAACGAAUCUCACGGCCGGAACAAUGCAACAAUAUUACUUCAAUUCUGUUCGUUUUCAUAUUUGCACACUGGCCUGAGCGGCACCCUGCCAACCGUUAUCACAAUAAUCAGACACUAAGGAGCGGUAUAUAAUAACAAUGUAAUAGAAUGGGGAUAAAGAAAUGCUACAUUAUUCCGACCAAUCUUACUUUUGUUGGUGUUGGUUGUUGUUCCCAGUUAGACAAAGUGCAGCAGUAUCCAAUUUAACUAUUUUGGACGUUUAUUUAAUAUCAAAAUGAUUGCUCAGGUCUAGUUAAAAAAACCAGCGAAGUUCUCAUUGGUAUGGCGUUGGUUACCAUUGGUAUGGCAAGCUUCUACUUUUUUUUUUCAUUUCAAGGUAACAUACUGCAGAAAUUAAGGUUUUUUUCUUAGCGAGUAAUUUUCUCGACUUCAACGCGUUGCGUACUGUACCACGCAUAAUUGCAGCAAGCGUUGUUAUAUAUAUGAGAAGACAUAAUGCAAUGAACGUUACUCAGAAUCGAGCAAUACGGCUGGAGAAACAUGUAGCUGACUUUGGACAACUAUUAAAAAAAUGUUUUCAAUGAGACAAAUGUUACCUAGUAAUCACCAACUGCCAUACAGGUACAAGAAAGUUAUUGGCGCUGGUUUCUUAAACUCUUUCUGUCAAGAAAAGUCAGUUGAAAAAAAUUUAUUUCCUACAGAUGGUUCCAAACAGGCAGCGACUAGUUGUAACUGCUCCCUUUGUGAAGCUUACAGACGCAUUUGCGACGCAUUUUGUGGUCGACAUUGUCUGAAAUCCCCUUCGGCGAAAGAUCUGACCGCACUCGCUAUGGAAAGAAUUGAUUUACUUUUUCGCGAGAAAAUAAAGGAAGCUCUUGCAUUAGGUGUUAUCUAAUGCAAUCGCAACCUGAAAAUUGAUCAGUUAUAACAAUGCAAGUGAUCGAAGUGUCUGCAAGUCUCGAAGUGUCUGCAUUCCAACGUGGAAGUCCUGCAUAUAAACUGACCUUGUCACCGAGAAAAUUAUUAAGGCACAGUCCGCGUAAAGACGCAAAAGCAAGACAAAUACACAGGACGUUUCUAGCACCCCAAUGCACUGUUCGACUCUUGGCACCUCCUUUUACUCUAUCUGGUAUCAAUCACUGGUCACGUGAGGAAAAAUGAAAAGGCGUAUGGGAGGUGAUUUUUCUUAUCUAUACAGCUCCAGUGAUCACAUUAGGGGCGGGAGAGCGACGUCCGACGAGAAGCAGUGACGCACCUUUAUGACGUCACAGUGUCUCGCGGAGAACGGUAUUUUUUUUUUUUGUUUAGAUCGGGAGGAUUGUGUGUGUAUUGCAACACUCUUUUCGAGCGUUCUCUUUUUGUUCCAUUCCUAGCUGCUCGCGUGCCAAAGCCGUGUGUGAUGUUGUAUUUGCAAACGUGCUAAUAAUACUUGUAUGUUUCUAGUCACUCGAUUAGGUUUAUAUCGCAAGGAGACAAUAAAGUAUCGUCAACCGCAA
Dermacentor andersoni is the source of this 10028-nucleotide messenger RNA. RefSeq lists its product as uncharacterized. NCBI's taxonomy places the organism in Eukaryota, Metazoa, Arthropoda, Arachnida, Ixodida, Ixodidae. The record is from RefSeq and is a predicted model, not a curated record.